Molecule: messenger RNA, 651 nt
Organism: Pyricularia oryzae 70-15
Lineage: Eukaryota; Fungi; Ascomycota; Sordariomycetes; Magnaporthales; Pyriculariaceae
Exons: 3
Coding region: 1-651 (216 amino acids)
Source: RefSeq, a predicted model, not a curated record
AUGUUAACCAAGACCCAAAAAUGGCACAGGGUAUUCUGCACAAAUGGCUCCCACUGGGCACCCCGAGGAGACUUUUCCAAGUCUCAGCUUCAAAAGUGGCAUGGAAGCUUUGGCGACACCAAGAUUUCGUGCUCCAAGCACACAAACCUCGCCGCCGCCGAGCUGCGCUGCACCGGUCCAUGCGGUCGUGUCCUUGCCGUCACUUGCUUCUCGAAGAACCAGCGCUCUGCCGGUGGAAGCCAGGAGUGUCUUGACUGCGUUGCCUGGGGACUCAGUCAAGAGCCCGGUCACACUGUCCUCGCCACCGUAGACGUCCAACAGACCCAGGAAGAGGCCUGCCGAGACCUUGUCUCUCGAGAGGCCCCUAAAAACAGGGCGCUUCAGAUCGACGAUGGCAACCAGAAAGCGUUGACUUUUGAGAACAUGAGCUCCACUGCCUCAAUGACCAGCGAGACAAGCUUUUCUACUGCUACUUCGUCCCGUGUUUCCUCCAACAGCCAGGGACCCUGGGCCCGCCCCGCUCAACGCAAGACGGACUGGAUGGUCCCUACUUACCUUCAGGAGGUCCGAGAUGGUCGCGGCCCGGCCCGGCCUCCACCUCUGAUCCCCGAGGAGGCCUAUGACAGUGACGGUUCUGUUGACUAUUGCUGA